AUGGCGGCAGAGUACGAUCUGACACCGCGUAUGGCCCCAAAUCUUGACCGGCAUUUAGUCUUUCCUCUGUUAGAGUUUCUUCAAGAGAGACAAAUAUACAACGAUAACCAUAUCCUGAAAGCUAAGAUUGAUCUCUUAAACAACACAAACAUGGUUGAUUACGCCAUGGACAUUCACAAAACACUCUACCAAACUGAAGAUGUGCCUCAGGAUAUGGUUGAACGCAGGGCCGACGUUGUCGCUCGACUCAAGUCUCUUGAAGACGCUGCUGCUCCUCUUGUUGCUUUCCUUCAAAAUGCUGCUGCCGUUCAUGAAUUGAAAGCUGAUAAACACUAUAAUCUUCAGAUGCUUAAUGAUAAAUACCAGAUCGGUCCUGCACAAAUAGAGGCAUUAUACCAAUAUGGCAAGUUUCAGUUUGAAUGUGGAAACUACUCUGGCGCUGCUGACUAUCUUUAUCAGUACAGAGCAUUGUGCACUAAUAGUGAAAGGAGUUUGAGUGCAUUGUGGGGAAAGCUGGCAGCUGAAGUAUUGAUGCAAAACUGGGAUGUUGCUCUUGAAGAGCUCAAUCGCUUGAAGGAAAUAAUUGACUCAAAGAAUUUUUCAUCACCUAUAAAUCAGGUACAAAGCAGAAUAUGGCUGAUGCAUUGGAGUCUGUUCAUCUUUUUCAACCAUGACAAUGGAAGAACACUGAUAAUUGAUCUGUUUAACCAAGACAAGUAUCUUAAUGCAAUCCAAACUAGUGCUCCGCACCUUUUGCGAUAUUUGGCCACAGCAUUUAUUGUCAACAAGCGCAGGAGGCCUCAACUCAAAGAGUUUAUAAAAGUUAUUCAACAAGAGCAGCAUUCAUAUAAGGACCCCAUCACCGAGUUUUUGGCUUGUGUAUACGUCAACUAUGACUUUGAUGGCGCUCAAAAGAAGAUGAGGGAGUGUGAAGAAGUAAUUCUCAAUGACCCCUUCCUUGGUAAACGAGUCGAAGAAAGCAAUUUUUCAACUGUACCAUUAAGGGAUGAGUUCCUUGAAAAUGCUAGGCUAUUUAUUUUCGAGACAUACUGUAGAAUACACCAACGCAUUGACAUGGGAGUACUUGCCGAGAAGCUCAAUUUGAAUUAUGAGGAGGCUGAGAGAUGGAUUGUGAACCUCAUACGAGGCUUAAAGCUUGAUGCCAAAAUUGACUCGCAAACUGGAACUGUUAUCAUGGAAUCUAAUCAUCCAAAUGUGUAUGAGCAGUUGGUUGACCAUACCAAAGCCCUUAACGUUCGUACUUACAAGUUGGUCACUCAACUUCUGGAACAAGCACAAGGUCAAGCAGCUCGUUAA
This is a messenger RNA of Lathyrus sativus (Indian pea), 1317 nucleotides long. NCBI's taxonomy places the organism in Eukaryota, Viridiplantae, Streptophyta, Magnoliopsida, Fabales, Fabaceae. The record is from the annotation of a GenBank genome assembly.